Molecule: messenger RNA, 2298 nt
Organism: Elephantulus edwardii (Cape elephant shrew)
Lineage: Eukaryota; Metazoa; Chordata; Mammalia; Macroscelidea; Macroscelididae
Gene: MNMIP1
Product: SH3 domain containing 21
Exons: 16
Coding region: 1-2298 (765 amino acids)
Molecular function (GO): protein binding
Source: RefSeq, a predicted model, not a curated record
AUGGAGGUCCUGGUCCUCUACAGAUACCGUGCACAGAAAGAGGGCGAGCUGAACCUGGUGCCUGGGGAUGUGGUCCGGCAGGUGCACCGCGGGCCCGCACGGGGCUGGUUGCGCGGAGAGCUGGGGAAACAGCGCGGCCUCUUCCCCGAGCGUCUGGUACAAGAAAUCCCAGAGAAUUUGCGGGGCAUCACAGAGGCGCAAAAACCGCGCUGUGCCCGCAGCAGAGGUCACCCCGCUAAAUCUCGGGGGCCUCAAAGAUGGUGCAAGGUGAAUUUCAACUACAGCCCAGAACAGGCAGACGAACUGAUGCUGCAAGUCGGGGAGAUGGUGGAAGUGUUAAAGGAGAUUGAGGACGGCUGGUGGCUGGGGCAGAAGAACGGGCAGCUGGGAGCCUUCCCAUCCAACUUUGUGGAGUUGCUGGACAGUGGGCCCCCAAGCCUUGAUAACACCGACACGCCUUCCAUCUGCCCUUACUCUCAGCGGCCUGCCAAGCUGAGCAGCCUGACAUAUGACAGCCCUCCAGAUUAUCUUCGCACAGUCUCCCAUCCAGAGACGUAUAGGGUCCUGUUUGACUACCAGCCUGAGGCCCCUGACGAAUUGGAGCUGCGGAGAGGGGACGUGGUGAAAGUACUAAGGAAGACCACAGAGGAUAAGGGCUGGUGGGAAGGAGAGUGUCAAGGCAAGAGAGGAGUUUUUCCAGACAACUUUGUGCUGCCACCACCCCCAAUCAAGAAGCUGCUCCCGCGGAAAGCAGUAUCUCGAGAACCAGCUUCUGCUAAAGAACAAAAGAAGAUGAUGUCCAAGACAGCCCUCCCCACUGUGAAGAAGCUGGUGACACCUCCCACUGGACCUGGCAAAGCCAAGCCAUCCCGGACACCCAACGGGGAGAGUCAGAAGCACCCCUCCUGUGACUCUGGCUCCAAUGGAAGACUCCCUGCUGGGAUUCCUGGGAAAAAACGAUCUAAAAUUCAGGGUUCUCGUCAAUGUUCUGCACUCAGCCAGGAGGAAGAACAAAGCAGCCUGGCAAAAAACCCUUCUGUAAAGAAAUCCCCCACUCUAGACAAGACCCCCAAAGCAGAGAAGACCCCAUAUCCUGAUAAAGCUACCAGUCCAGAGAAGACUCAGACUCUUAACAAAGAUUCUCCCUCAGAGAAGGCCCCAACUCUGGACAUGACCCCCUCUCCUGAAAAAGCCCUGACUCUGGAUAAGGCUUCCACCUCAGAAAAUAUCCUGACUCAGGAAGAACCCCCUCCAGAAAAGAAUGUGACUCCAGAUAGGGCCCCCAGCCCAGAAAACAUCCCAACUCUAAACAAGACCCUCAACCACGAGAGGGUCUUUUCUGUGGAUGAGACCUCUGCCCUAAAGAUCCCACCUGAAGAAGCUGGCCCUGGCUUAGAGAUGGCCCCACCUGGGGAUGAAAUGCCCUCUCUAGAUGAAACCUCAAUUCCAGACCAAGUCCCCCCUGAGGACGUGACUGGCACUGGACAUAACACUCAAUUGCAUCACUUCUCCCCUGAGGGAGCCCUGCAGGAGGGACCCCCUGUGGCCAAGGAGUUCCAGCCCCAAGAAGAUGAGAUGGAUGUGUUCAAGGAUGCCCCAGAGUGCAUCUCCACCAGGGUGAAGCUGGACCUGAAUGAUGAAACAGACAACCCCCCACUACAGUCCGAUCCAGAGUCUAUGUCCUCCCCUGAUGAGCCCCACUCCCAAAACGAGGCCACAACCCUCCUACGGGGGACACCAGUGGAAGAUGAGGCUACCUCUAGCGAGGAGACAGCCUUGAAAGAGGAGCCACCCCUCAAAGCAGAAAUGCUCCCCCAAAAGGAAGUGUCUCCCAUGGAAGAGGCACCUCCUAAAGAAGAAAUGUCCUCCCUGAAGGAAGAGGCUUCCAGAGAGGAAGCAGCCCCCAAAGAGGAAAUAACUCCUCAAAAGGCAGUAUUUCCCAUAGGCGAAGCACCCCCAGAAAAAGAGGUCCCUCCCAAUGACUUAGCUCCUGCUCCAAAGAAACUAGAUCCCAUCAAGUCGACCACAGACCCCCAAGACACUCAUUCCAGGGCCUCACAAAAUCCCACAGAAAGCAAAGAUGACAAAGUCGACAUAGUGAGGCUAAAAGACGAGGUGGAGUCUCUGAGGAAGUCACUGGACCUGAUGGGGGAGCUGCUGGAAAAGAAGCUGACCAGCAUCUGGGAGGAGUUAAAGAGUGAGAGGGAGCAUCGCCAGUUGCUGGAGGUUCAAUUGAUGCAGAGGACACAGGAAGCCUCAGCCUCGCACUCCGUCCACUCACAGACAGAGACGAACUGA